Biomphalaria glabrata is the source of this 1146-nucleotide messenger RNA. Its product is annotated as signal peptidase complex subunit 1-like. The record is from RefSeq and is a predicted model, not a curated record. Bases 198 to 545 code for a protein of 115 amino acids. Gene Ontology annotation, cellular component: signal peptidase complex; endoplasmic reticulum membrane. NCBI's taxonomy places the organism in Eukaryota, Metazoa, Mollusca, Gastropoda, Planorbidae. The transcript has 4 exons. Gene Ontology annotation, biological process: protein targeting to ER.
CAGUGGUUUCCGGCUUGUUAAUGCUACGUUGACCAAGUUGUUUAUAAACUAGAUUAGAGAUAUAGAUCUAGAUCUACAUACAUAGACAUAGACAGGUCUAGAUCUAAACCUUAUAGAAUAUCCAGAUCUAGAUAUUGAAUUUAGGUCCAUAGACCUUUUAUAUCUAGGAUCUAAUUUAGAUCUGUAAAAUAUCAUAAAUGGAAUACAUUCUUCCUUUCCUGCCAGAAAAAAUAAAAAAUCUUCCUAUUCACAUGGAUUUUGAUGGUCAGAAAAGAGCAGAACGUUAUUUUCAGAUUAUCAUUAUUCUUUUUGCAGUUGUUGGUUUUGUUUGGGGUUAUAUAACUCAGCAGUUUUCUCAAACAUUGUAUAUCCUCUUUGCUGGAGUUACAGUGUCUGCAUUGUUGACUCUGAUUCCAUGGAGCAUUUAUAGACGCAAACCCCUUCAGUGGCAAGCUGUCUUGGAUCAAGCUUCUAAAGGAGCAUCUCAACAAGGAUCUGCCAACAUGACACAGUUGAAAACUAAAAAGAAAAAACUGAAAGAUUAAAGUUACCAUAUUUAACAUUUUCAAAUUAUUCACUUUUUAUUAAAAGCUUAAUCCUUUAUUAUUGGAAUGUUCAGUUCCAAAACUAAAAUUCCAGAGCUUCUUAUUGUUUUAGUAAAUGUAAUAAUUAAUAGAGUCCAGUACUGCUAUGGAAGUAUUUUCAUCUUGAUGACAUUGCUGUCCUAGUCAUAUACAUUGAUGUUCCAGUUAUUGUUUUUAAAUCAUGAGUACUUGCAGUGUAAGGUUCAAUGCACAAAAUAAUCAUCAUAAGAGAACUAGACCUAAUAGAUUGUCCUGUUGUGAAUCAAAAAAAUGUUUGCCUUUUAGUUUAUAUUAUUGUUAUAGCAUCAAAGCAUUUUGUUUGGUUUAUUAAUUAAUAAUUUGGUAAAGGGUGCUUUUCUAAUUAAAAUUACAUGUUAAAAAUUGUUUAUAUUUUAUGAAUAUUGUGGUAAUUUUUUUUAAUUUUUUUUUUCAUUUUUUAUUGACUAUUUAUUUAAUUAAUAUUGUUGAUGAAAAAAAAUUAACACAAAAAAUUUAUGAAUUAAGUGUUGAUGUUUAUUGAAUAUUUCUUUUCAUUAAAAAAAAAAAAGUUUAUUGCACUAGC